GCAUUUCUCCUAUCUGUGCUUACAUUCCUAACUAUAGGGUCUAAACUAUAAUUUACCCAACAGGAGAAGUUGACUCACCUUGUCUUUUCUUUUCUUCUCUUCUCUUCUGCCCCUAAUUCUUUUAGAGACUUCCACUUCGUGCCCUCUGCGCAUACCAUCAAGGUCGUUUCUGUAAGUCUACCAAAGAUGGGGCUAGCUUGGAGAUUGGUAUAAAUAAGGAGAGACCCUUCAAUUUCAUUCAACAAUCAAAUCAUCUCGAGAACUUACCAAACUAAGACCCUAACCCUCCCUUCCAAGGUCACAUACCCUUCAGACUCCUGCCUCUUCCAAGAGAGCAAACUCCUACAUCUUUGGCCAAGAAGAAACCUAAAAGAUGCAGGACCAAACUUUCCAGUACCAUUUCUUGAGAAGGACCUUGCAGUUUCUUAUCUCGGUCUCUUUAUUUUCUUUGUUUCUUUGCUUCUCUUCAGGCUUUUCUUUGUUUCCCAAACCCUUGAUUUUAUAUAUUAAUACUGGUGUAUUCUCAUUUCUUAGUCAUUACCUAGAGAGGAAGUAUAUGUUUCUGAUUUGUAAUGGAAUCCUUGCUAUUCUUGCUAAGAGUUCAGUUUCUUCUUCAGAAACUCCUGCUUCUGAUGACCAGUCUAAUCUUGGUGAUGAAAGGCAGUUAUCAUCAGCACCUACCUUAUCUUCUGCCAAAGCUGAGGCUACUGUUGAUGAUCAAGAAGUUCGUGAGGCAAGUGUUGAACCUCUAGAGGAUAUUGUUCUUGCAACUGAGGAGGAGGAGGAGGAGGAGGAGGAGACUACUUCAAGUCAAGCUUUGAUUAAAGAAGAAGAAGAGUACAUAGAAGAAAAAAGAGAGUGCUUGGUGAAACAAGAGGACGAAGAAGGAAACGAGGAGUUGGCAAGUACUGAAGAAUUGAACAGGAGAAUUGAGGAAUUUAUAAGGAAAAUGAAAGAAGAAAUAAGGAUUGAAGCUCAACAACAACUAAUUGCAGUGUAAUAUAUAUGCAUUUUUAGUUGUUUAAAGCUUUAGUCAUAGUUUUUCAUGGCAAAGCUUUCAUGUCCAUUAGCUUUUAGUCCUUGUCAAUGCUUCCCGAUCUCAAAUCCCUCCCUUUCACCAUGUAAAAGCUGUCACUUUCCUUGUAGUGUAAUAACUUGGCCUUGUACACUCAGCUGUGGUCCUAGUCUCUUCUUCUCCAAAUUAGCUAAUAAAUAAUGAGUCCAAUCUCUCUCUCUCU
This is a messenger RNA of Populus nigra (black poplar), 1238 nucleotides long. RefSeq lists its product as uncharacterized. NCBI's taxonomy places the organism in Eukaryota, Viridiplantae, Streptophyta, Magnoliopsida, Malpighiales, Salicaceae. Bases 374 to 1000 code for a protein of 208 amino acids. The record is from RefSeq and is a predicted model, not a curated record. The transcript has a single exon.